Molecule: messenger RNA, 2636 nt
Organism: Microplitis demolitor
Lineage: Eukaryota; Metazoa; Arthropoda; Insecta; Hymenoptera; Braconidae
Exons: 11
Coding region: 260-2296 (678 amino acids)
Biological process (GO): termination of RNA polymerase II transcription
Cellular component (GO): nuclear body
Molecular function (GO): helicase activity; transcription termination site sequence-specific DNA binding
Source: RefSeq, a predicted model, not a curated record
AUAUACAAAUGUGAACAAUUUUUCUCAGAUAAACAAUCAAAGUGUCGACAAUUGUUUAUUGCAUCGAGCGCUAAAAGUAAACUGCUUUUAUAUGACGGUGAUAACGUAGUUGAAAAACGUGUUCUUUGAUUAUAAGUCUAUACUUAUACUCUGGGAAUCCCAUAAGUGUGUGCAAAAUAAAAUAAGUUACUUCAAGAAUUAGUAACAAGAAAGAAGAAUAACAAGAAAUAGUAAACUACCAAACUAAUAAUUUGAAAAAAUGGGAACACUUGAGACGAUUAAUAAAAAUACUACAAGAAAAUUGCGGGAAGAAUUUUUGUAUUACGUACUUCAAUGGGACCCGAAAUGGUUUACUGAAAGUGAUGAAAGUACAAUUCAACUAAAUUCUAUUGUGCCACUAAAACUUAAACAGUUAUCAUUACUUUACGAUAAUUAUGAUGAUUAUUAUCAAGCUCAGUUAUCAUCUUUGCUUUAUGAUUUUUGGUAUCAAUUAUAUGACAUAAGUCUUAGAGGUGACAAAUGUGAAAAAGCGUCUGAUAUUACGUUAUCAAAAACUUCAUUGCCAUUGAGAUGUAUAUCAGUAAAUUCAGAAAACGACAAAGUUUGUCGUGUUAAAAUGAGAACUGUAGUUCCGUAUAGUUUAAAUGUAAUGUAUGCAAAUCGAGGCUGUUUAGCAAAAUUUAAAAAUUCGUUAAAUGAAAAUGCUGAAGAAUUUGCAUGUGUCGACAACGUUCUGUUUGAUAAAAUACACUGGCAGCCUAAGUAUCAAUUAACUUAUGAUUUGAUAAUUAAGUACCAGGAAAAUAUGGAAAUUCCGAAUUCAAUAAUUUUAGAAUCAGUAUCGCCAAUGCUGUCAGUAUAUAUAAAUUUUAUUGAUUCAUUGAUAAAUAUUGCUAAAACUCCAUUGUGUGAGGCCAUUUUGAGGCCAAAUAUUAAAGAUUAUGAAUUUUCAUCAAUUAGUGACAAUGAUAAAAUUGAGCCAUUAAUUGAGGACAAAUUAAACUCCAAACAAUUGGAUAUUAUUGCAAGGACUGUUAAAACAGUUGAGGAAAAAAAACCUGGGAUAUUUAUGAUCUCGGGAGCCGCGGGAACAGGAAAAUCGAAGAUCAUUGUCGAAAGUGUUUUGGCAAUGCUGAUCAAGAAAAGUACUAAUAAAAUAUUAAUUUGUGGACAAUCUAAUGGAGCAAUUGAUUACAUUGUCUUACAAUUAUUAGAUGCAAAAAAAAAGUUAUUGCAAAAAGGAGUACGGUUGAAUAUAAUACGAAUUGGCCGUGAAGAUAAAAUAAAUGAACAAGUUAAACCAAUCUAUUUUAAAAGACUAAAAAAAAACUUACGAGAUGAACAUGCUUCGAUGCUUUUAGAAAACGCCAAUGUGAUUGCUGGGACGUUAUCAACUUCUCCAAAUCUUUAUAUGAAACGGUUCUUCAAAAACAUGCAAAUUCCAGUUUGUAUCAUUGAUGAAGCACCACAAGCUAUAGAAAUUGAAACAUGUAAUCCACUGAUGCUUGGUGUAAGAAUUUUAAUUCUUGUCGGUGACUCACAGCAAUUCUGUCCCAAAGUAUAUUCUGAGGAAGCACUUGACAACAAUUUGGGACAAUCGUUAUUUUGGAGAGCACAAAAAAUAUUUGAAAAAGAAAAAAAGAGCCCAAUUAUGACACUAGAAGACCAAUAUCGAAUGACAGAUGCAAUCGCAGAAUGGCCCAAUAAGUUUUUCUACAAGGGUACAUUAAAAAAUUGCGUUUCCGUUCGACCUCUAGGUUUCUACAACUACAGAGUACUCAAUCAUUCUUCUCCUGAAGAAGAAGGAGGCUACGUUAAUAUUGGAGAGGCUAAAUUAGUAGUCAAUAUUGCCUACACAGUAAUGACUCAAGCAAAAUUAGAGAAUUUGAGAUCUAAAAUAGAUAUAGGUAUUAUUGCAUUCUCUGAUUUACAGCGUGAUUUAAUAAUAGAGAUGCUGGAUGAAAGGACAUCUGAUAUUUGUGAUGAUCGUAAAGAUAAAUUUCAGUUGACUGUAGUGAAAAUGGGAGACGCGUUUCAAGGAUCAGCAUGUGAUAUUAUCAUCCUGUCUUGUGUCCGCAGUCUAGAGCCCAAAUUUAUUGAUGAUCCAAAUCGACUGUGUGUCAGUUUAACCCGUGCAAAACAUACUCUCAUUAUUUGUGGCAACUUUGCUGAAUACAACCAAAAUGCUAUGUGGGACUCGCUUAUCAAAGAUGCGCAGAAACGCAAUUCAUACUUUACCAUUAAUUAUAAUGACGAAUCGAGUACACUGAAGCAGUAUCAAAUUUCCGAUAAUUAAAAAAAAGAAUUCUUUUAAUCGUUUCUUUAAGAAAUCCCAUCAAAAAGUAGUAAAACAGGAGUACAUACAUACACAUUUAUUUACUUUUAUGUAUUUUACGUUAUGAACAAUCAUUGCCAUCACUGUAACAACCGUAGUUUUGAAAAAAAAAAAAAAAACAAUGACGUAAGUCAUAGAGUGAGUUAAUGUAGAUCAUGACAUAAGAUCAUUAUUUUUGUUAUAUUUUCUCUCAUUCUUUCGUAUUAAAUAUCAUAAUAUUGAAGUAAAAGAAAAAUAAUUUUAUAACUUUGUUUUUCGUAGUGUGGCUCUGUGGUAUCGUUUAAAGCUUUGGAAAUGUUAA